AACCAAAACAUUCCCGGAUUUGUUGACAUGAGGAGAGGACUCGCUUUAAAAAAAUAUUGAAUUAUGAGUAAUGACGCAGAGAGUAUUGUGUUUGAAACUGUGGAGCUCCUGUCUCUCUACACAACAAUGGCAGUGAAGCGAAUAGUUUUGACUAAUACCUCGAUGUUUGAGAGGUUGACCGCCCUCGUUGAAGUGGUCGAAAACAACUUGAUACAGUUCAAAAUGGAGAGGAAGUGGUUCCUAGCCACUCUGAGGGAUCACUCUCGACUGUAUCGUAAAGAUUGGAGCCAGGCCGAUGGGGGGGACGAAGAGGACCCUGGACGCAUCCGGUACAACUCGCUGCUGCUGGCACUGUCGCUGAAGCUUGGCCUGGAGAAACUGUGGCCCCCCGAUGGAUGCCUCCCCUUGCAAGAGGACCUCAUCCAGGAUUUCCUCAUCCGGCUUAACGCAACCUUCGCCCUCAGCGAGCUCAACCAGACGGACCCCAUGUUCGAGUUCCUGGCCAAGAACUCGCCCCAUCUGCGCACCCUCUACAUGCCCCUGAGCGACAACAGUUCGUUUAAGAGGGUACUGGUGUUCAGGAAUUUGCGUGUGCUGGAGCUGGCAGGCGGGGUAUCUGACAAGGUCCUUUGCAGUGGCUUGUGGAACAUCGACAAAAAGAGUGAGAAAGUCUUGGACAUGGUCUUAAAGGACAAUAAGGAAAAUUCAAGCUGGCAACUAGCCCUCCCGCACCUGGAGGUUUUGCGCAACAACAUGCUGCUCAAAAGCCAGAAUGCGAUGCGCUUACCAGUGGGAGCCAUCGCCCUUGCCCUGCAGCCCAAGAUGGAGACGGUCGAGACGCUCACUUUCUGGAACACGUUUGACGCCGUGCUCUACCUGCUGGACAUGGAAGCCAAGCACAAGAAUGGAGGUAACGCCGCGCGCAAGCUAAAUGUGACUGUCCUGGCGGUGAAUUGUCAAGACAUGAAUUUUGAUCAGAUCAAACGGGCAGCAAAGUCAUGCCCCAAACUGUCAUACAUGAGACUCAUGAACACAGAAAACAUUAGGCCAAGUAUACCCCUCUUGUGCUCGACUGUGCCCAUGAAACAGGUGAAGAAGCUUGACCUCGAGGCACUGGCCCUCACUGACCUGGAGUUGACGGUGCUGCUCGCGGAAAUGUCCAGCUUGGAGAACCUAAACCUCCGCGUCAUGCCCCAGGACAUUGUGCGGUUCAACCUCCCCGUCAAUUAUUUUGAGGGUGACAUCCCCGAGGAAGAUGCAAAGAAAAUGUCCAUGUUCCCGUCCAUCAAGAUCCUGACCCUAGAGUUCAUGGCCAACGAUGUCCGGGAGAAAGAGUACAGCACGGACAAGAUCGUCAACUUCCUCUCGGCUUUCCCCUGGGUCAAGGAACUCUACCUGAGCAACACCCUUCUCGCUCCUCCGGCAUUUCUGGUCUAUGGAUGCAUAGGAGGGUCGCUAGCCGUGUUAAAGAAGCUGACACACCUGUCGGUAAUCUCAUGCCAUGAGGACGUCCCCCGCGAGCUGCCCGCGCAUACUGACGCUCUCCUCGUGGAUAAGGACAUCGAUUACAAACAGCUGAUCCGCCACUGUACAGACGUCCCUGUCAUGCUUAUGGAUCUUCAGGAUGAAGUGACAUUUAAGUACUUACGUGGAUUGAAGAGCCUUGUGAUAGACGAGUUUUACCUGCACCGAUACAUGGAUUACAUGAUACAGUCGCUGAGAUUAUGUGGGGUCCAUGUCUCUGUUUUAUACCGGUCUGGAGUGAAGAAAGGACCCAAUAGGGGUGCAUAUGACAAAGUUAAGAUGAUGAACCUCGGAGAGAUGGAGGAGAGCGAUGUCCACGUUGUCAAGAAGUACGUCCACGUGAAGAAGUACAAGAAGGUUAUACACUGAUACAGGGCUGUUCUGGAGCUAGUGACAGGUGGCAUAUGGAAGGGAAUGCUUGGUUGUGUAAUUUUUAAUUGGUGGAGUGAGGCCAAAAUAAAAUUUAAGAAUUUUA
Messenger RNA from Penaeus indicus, 1999 nucleotides. RefSeq lists its product as uncharacterized. Bases 64 to 1893 code for a protein of 609 amino acids. The transcript has 13 exons. The record is from RefSeq and is a predicted model, not a curated record. Lineage: Eukaryota; Metazoa; Arthropoda; Malacostraca; Decapoda; Penaeidae.